Messenger RNA from Funneliformis geosporum, 595 nucleotides. Lineage: Eukaryota; Fungi; Glomeromycota; Glomeromycetes; Glomerales; Glomeraceae. The record is from the annotation of a GenBank genome assembly.
AUGAAGUCUUUAUUAUUUAUUUCCCUCCCUCUGUUCCUUGCUGGCUUAGGAACAGCUAGUAAACAUGCUACAAAAUCUUACACUGGUGAUCUACCUACCUAUACAGCAAUUCCCCAAUCCAAAGGACUUCCACCCGCCCAUGGUUUUACUAAAGGAAUUCCACCAAUCCAAGAAUUAUCCAAAGGACUUCCACCCUCACCAGUCCAUGAAUUAACCAAAGGGCUUCCACCAAAAGACGAUGUAUCAACUGCCAAAGGCGCAGCUCCACCCGUUCCAACAAACCCCAUCGACGCGAUAGGAUCAUUAACACCAGAAUGUCAAGCUGCUUUAUUUAGCAUCGUAGCAAACCCAGAAUUCUUUAAAUGCGUACCAAUUGCGGCGCUUUUACCAUUGGUACCGAUUCUAACCGAUCCAACCGCCCUUCCAACAUUGUUAAAAGAUCCAGCUAAAAAUCUACCUCCAUUACUUGGACCAGUAUUUGACGGUAUUUGUGCUGCACCUAAAUGUUCUGACGAAGGUGUUGCCACAUCUCUUAAAGCCUUAGAUGACGGCUGUCAGGCUGAUGAGAAGAAUUUACUUAUAGAAAUCGCAACUG